CACGCACACGCACACACAGGAACAACAUGGCGGCCGCUGCUGUAGCACUAGCGCCUCUGCUCCGCCGCUAGCCGCGUCUCCGGGCGAUGCUCUGACACCCGCGGGCAGCCGAGAUGAACCUCUGCGCCCAGUACUUACGACAGGCAGAGGCCCUGAAGGCUGACAUGGCAGACUCAAAGCUGGGCGUGGCGGAGGUGUGGACGUCGCGGCAGGCCCUACAGGAUGUCUAUCAGAAGAUGCUGGUGACAGACCUGGAGUACGCUCUGGACAAGAAGGUGGAGCAAGACCUGUGGAACCAUGCGUUCAAGAACCAGAUCACCACACUGCAGAGCCAGGCCAAGAACCGCGCCAACCCCAACCGCAGCGAGGUGCAGGCCAACCUGUCUCUGUUCCUGGAGGCGGCCAGUGGCUUCUACACUCAGAUGCUGCAGGAGUUGUGCACAGUGUUCCACGUGGAUCUGCCGUGUCGCGUGCGCUCCUCACAGCUGGGCAUCCUCAGCUCCUCGCCCCACAGCAGCAGCGCCAUAGUGACCCCACAGACCAGCUCCUGCUUCUACAUCUGCCAGCACUGCCUCGUCCACCUGGGAGACAUCGCUCGCUACCGGAACCAGACGAGCCAGGCAGAAUCGUACUACAGACACGCCGCUCAGCUGGUGCCUUCUAAUGGUCAGCCCUACAACCAGCUCGCUAUUCUGGCGUCGUCCAAAGGAGACCACCUCACCACCAUCUUCUACUACUGUCGCAGCAUCGCGGUCAAGUUCCCCUUCCCCGCCGCCUCCACCAACCUGCAGAAGGCGCUGUCCAAGGCCCUGGAGAGUCGAGAAGAGGUGAAAACCAAAUGGAGCCUGUCUGAUUUCAUUAAAGCCUUCAUCAAGUUCCACGGCCAUGUUUAUCUGAGUAAAAGUGUGGACAAGCUGGACGCGCUGAGGGGCCGACUGGAGGAGCAGUUUCAGAGGCUGAUGCUGCAGAAGGCCUUCAGCUCUCAGCAGCUCGUGCACCUGACUGUGAUCAAUCUGUUUGAGCUGCACCACCUCCAGGAGCUGAGCGACACAGAGCAGAGCCCGGGCUCCGAGCAGCACACCUGCUGGACUCAGCUGCUCAGCCUCUUCAUGUCCUUCUUGGGAGUGAUGUGCAGCAGAGCCAUCCUGAACCAGUCUGAGAGCGAGGAGCAGAUGGGAGAGUGCCCCCUGCCCGCCAUCAAAGUGUCCCUGGACUGGCUCCGUCUGCGGCCCGGCCUCUUCCACCAGGCAGCCGUGCACCAGAGACAACAUGUUUGGCCCUGGCUCGUGUCCUUGCUCAACGGCUUUCAACCCAAAGAAGAGGACGUGUCUUGUUCUUCAGUGGUGCCGCUGCCUGAGGAGUUUGAGCUGCAGGGCUUCCUGGCUCUGAGACCCGCUCUGCGCAUGCUGGACUUCACUAAAGGCCACCAGGCGGCGCUGCACACCAGACACCAGCGCCUGGUCUGCCUGGGCAAAUGGAUCGCAGACACACAGCCUCUGCUCAUGCAGUGUCGCGUGUCUGAAGACGGCCUCCUCACCUUCCUCACGGACCUGCCCGAGCUGCCCAUCGAUGAGCCCCAGGAGAAGGAGGUGCUCCAGGAGUCCUCCAACAGCGAGCCCAGCCAGACAGAGUCCAGUAGCUUCAAGUCCUCCAUGUCCCAGGGCAAGACCUCCAAAGAGAACCAGAAGCCCCGCGAGCCCAGCCGAGACGCGCCCCGCUCCCUGCCCAAGGAGCCCGCCAAGGAGCCCGUCAAGGAGCCCAUGAAAGAGAGGAGGGACAUAUGCAAGGGGAACACUGCAGCCGCCAAGGUCGACACCAAGUGUGACAACAAGAAGAAGAAUGAGAUGAAGAAGAGCACGCACGAGAAGACUUCUGACUCCAAACAGAUGAAAGUGCAGACAGAGAUGAGGAAGACUCCUGAAGUGUCUGAAGUGAAGAAGAGCCCGGGGCCCCCCACACAGCCCACCGGCUCCACGUCGCCGUUUGUGCACAUCCACCACCAGGGGGCCUUUCCCCCACUGCACGGCUGCCCAGGCUUCCCUCCUUCAGCCUACGUGCUCACUCCUUCUGUCCCGUUCCCCGGCUUCACCUUCUCCCCGGGGCCCGUGACUAUGCCCGGGCACUUCCUCUCGCAGGCGCCCCCUCAGCCCAACAAAUCGUCCCACCCUCCGUACACCCCGCAGCGCUCUCCCCCUCAGGGCUCUCCGGCCUCAGCGGGGCAGAGCCAGGCCCCCGGACCCGCGCCCAUGAGCCAGCAGCAGCAGCAGACUCUACAGCAGCCCCCUCCGCAGCAGGUCACGCUGGGCAAGAGUCCUCCUCACCUGGCCUUACAGCAGUUCCUCCAGGAGCAGUCGCCUCCUCUGUGGAACCCAGGUUCUGGCUCCAAACUUCCCCUGAAGCCCCAGGAGCCUCUGCAGCAGCAGCAGCAGUCCCUGUUCAUGCCCCCAGAGCCCAGCUUGAAGUUUGACCCUCAACCCUCCAGGCCCGGCCUCGACAAGUUCUCCAGCCUGUCCCAGGAGAUGUGGAAGUACUCCAGUAACCAGGCCGUGCUGGAGCGCCUGAGGAGGGAGCGGGAGCAGGAGGGACCCAGAGCUCUGCCCUUCCAGUACACUCCGAGCCGGAUGGAGCCUGGAGUGGAGAGCCUGAACCAGCCGCCCUCUUUGCUGCCGGGCUUUAUUCAGCCAAACCAAAACAGCAUGUUCAGUCACUGUGGGAAAAACCUACCUCCCAGCUCCAAACCCGAGUCUCCGCUGAUGGCCAAGGAUUACUCACUGUUUGAAACGACCUGGCCUCCACCUCUGCCGGCCAGCUCAGACCACUCGACUCCGGCCAGCCAGUCCCCACACUCGUCCAACCCCAGCAGCCUGCCCUCCUCUCCCCCCACUCACAACCACAACACACAGUCCAACUACGGACCCAUCGGCCCCUUCGACAGCAGAGAGCGCCGCCUGGUGGACCGCUGGAAGACAGACAAAAAAGGUCCUGGGAGUGGUUUUGGUCUGGACUACCUGCCCACUGCUCCCUCCUCUGAGUCCAGCUGGCCUCAGAGCAGCUGGAGUCAGGAGUGUCCCAUGGAGGAGUCCACAGUGCUGCCCGACAGCCUCAAGUCGUUCUGGUCCAGCUCGAUGAUGCAGCCGGGUCUCUCCCCUCUGGAGCAGCUCCUCCUCCAGCAGCAGAAGCAGAAACAGCAGCGCACCCACGGCACCAUGAACCCUCCGCACUGAGCGCCCACGCCCACAGCCAGGGUACCAGGCUUAUCUCACCGUCAUGCCCACACGACGAGCGCUCGCUGGGCAUCUAACCACCAGGCUGGCUUCAGAACAGAACCAGCUCAAGGCCAAUUAAAGGGAGGAGACAGUCCCGAGAACGGUCCCAGGAGGAGUGGCCCGUCCUGGGUUCACAGGCGGCUGCACACACGGAAAGAGUGGAGGAUUUUAAAAACACGCUGGAAGGAAUUUUUUGCGAGAUACCUUCAAAAUUGCGAACUUUGAACUUUGGGAGUAAUUUUGGGCUAGUAUUCCAAAAUGAAGCAACAUAAAGAGGGUUAUGGGUAUAAUACCACAUUAAGAUUGUAUCAUACUUUUAGCCGAGUUUUUUCUCUUCUUGUAUCAAAUUCUUCAGUCCUCACGGCUUUGAGAAUGGACUCGAGCAGUAACGCAGAAAAAAAAACGAAAGGCUUCCUCCAUUUACAGCAGAUCGACGACGUAGGACCUGAUGGAGGAGAACACGGACUCACCGACGGAGGCUUGCGAACCUCAAAAGUGCGUCUCCUGCCAUUAAGAAGAACACAAAGAAUCGUAUCGUUCGGAGGUGUUCUCGACGUAACGGACACUUUUAUGGAAAAAUCGAUGGUACAAUUUUAUCCGGAAUAAUUUAGGACUCACCGUAGACCUUUCCCGGGUUUUGGGGGACAGUGGAAUUCUAGUAGUCACUUUUGUAAAAUAGUUCGCGAGGGGGUAAACAAAAAAAAUCUAGUUUUGAAAAGUUCGCGUACGAGCCUUCGCAGGCGACGCCAGCUCACGUGGGGGGACGAGAAUGUAGCAAACUGGUGGAGUCCAGGAACCAGCAGCGAAGGAGCGACGCGUUUUUUUUUUUUUUAACGUUUCGUCGGUCCCGAUCCGGAAGGCUUAAAGUCGAGACAACGCGCCAAUCCCAACGGAGAAACGUACGACAAAGCUGAAGAAGAAGGAGCGAGGAAUACGGGACGGGGUGAGGGAAGCUGAUUUGUUUUUUGUAUAUUCGCAAACGAGCUCAGAGUUAUCGACAUGUACAUUAAAAUUUACACAUGUUUAAACUUAUGUAACCCCCUUUAAACGGACUGCGGGUUCAGAGGAUUUGUAGACGGUCGCUUUGAACUGGCGCGAAGAAGAAGAAGAAGGUUGGGGUCCUUUUAAGAAAGUACAGAGACCAGCCCUAAGUGACGGUAAACAUUCUUAGACGGCAAUAAGCUAGUUAUUGCUUCGCAGCUCAGACUAGACCUGAUAGAAAUACUGUAUCUGCGUAUUUUCCUUUUCAUGAUAAACUGUGGGAGAUGCAAUUUCUUUAUAGCACUUGGUCCAACUUAAACGGGACUCAACGGAAAGUUCGUACCGGUUGCGUUCACAUGGGAAGUACUUAAAGUCGGGGUAUUGCGUGAAAUCUGAUGGUUUUUUGAGCUUUCUACCGUGUUAUAACUUGGUUCCCUAGUCAAAAAAACAUGCCCGAAGAGGUUUUAGAUGUCAUCCAUGCAUGUCUGAGUAAUCUAGCGAUCUCUCCUGGGCCAUAUUUGAACCCUAAUCGCGAUCUAGUUGGAAGAUUCACGACAGUUCUCCACAAAAACUUGAUACAAAAUUGUUGACAGCAGCUUGACAAAACUGUGCUCUGAAGGGAGAGUGCCUUAGAGUGGGGAGCAGAGGGAGGGAGGGGGAAUAAAAGGUAACAUUGUGAUGUAAAUACAGGGUUCCCAUGGUCAUGGAAGUCCUGGAAAAAUCAGGGGAAUUGGAAAAAGUCAUGGAAUUUUGGCAUCUCUUUCAAGCAACUACAUCGUUCUGUUAAAUUCUCAUUAAAUUAUUAUGAUUAUUUCCGAACGUAUGCGCAUUUUGUUCAAAAAAGACGACGAUAAACACACUGACUGUAUUUUUAACGUUAAAAAACUAUAAUCCCGAACUAUAAGGUGAGUGGAAAGGGUUAACAUUUCAUAUUUAGCCCUAAAAAUGUGCUAAAUUCUACACAUGUAGGUGCCGUAAAGUCAUGGAAAAUUCACUUUAGGUCAUGAAAAAGUCAUGGAAAAGUUUUGAAAUUUUGUGAAAAAGAGUGGGAACCCUGUACAUACUUCGCGUCAAUACCCCGUCUUUAAGUUUUAAAAAUGAGCUGGAGGACAGGUCAGAGUUUGGUAGGAGUAUCUGUAAUUUAACUUUUGACGACACGCAGAUGUUUUGGUUUGUAUCGCUGUAAUUCCUGAGCCUAUCCACGUGAAAAAAAAAUGCACAAAGUUCGACCUCUUCUCCAACAUUUUGCUUUCGUGAGUUACGGUAAAAGGACUUCGCACAACCCAAUCCUUAACAACAUUUUGCGUUUAGUUAUUUCGAUCAAAAACAACAAAUCGUCCAUCGAAAGUGUCGAAAAUCAGAUACUAAUCAUUAAAGUCGGGGUAUUAUCGAAAUCAGAUUUUUUUUAAAGCUUUCUACCAGGUAAUAACGUUUUUAGAUGUCAUCCAUGCAUGUUUAAGUAAUCUAGUGAUCUCUCCUUGGCAAUAUUUGAAGCUUUCUUACGUUUAGCUGUAAGAUUCUUGCUUCCACACGACAAAAACACGAUAGAAAACCGCACGCUGAUUGUGUUGCGAUGGCACUCUGAAGGUGGAGUGACUUGGAGCGGGAAUAAAAGGUAACACGUUAAUACCCUGAUUUUAAGGUUAAAAAUGAGGCGGAGGACAGGUCAGAGUUUGCGAUUUAUCUAUCCACGUGAAAAAAACGGCACAAAGUUCGAUGACUUCUUAGAAAUUUUGCUUUCUUUUAAGUGUUGUGUGAGUUUAAACUCUUUAAAUGUGUGAGUUAAAAGGACUUCGCACAACCCAAUCCUCAACAACUUUUUGCGUUUACUUAUUUCAAUCAAAACCAAUGAAUAGUCCAUCGAGUUAUUUUGAUUUUGGUUGUCAGAAGUGUCGAAAAUCAGAUUCUAAUCAUUACUAAAACAAGUAUCGAAACCAGAGCAGGUUUCCAUACUGAAAAAGAACAGAAAUUAACCUUUUCUGAGCUGUGUUAGAACAAGUUUAAGCGCACAGAGUACACGGAAACUACUUGGACGACUGAGGGAUUACACCGAUAUAAAACCACACGGGAAAAGGAAAAAGUCGCAUUCUUUUGUCGAAAGAAAGAGCGUUUUUUAAAUUAUCAUCGUUGUAUCAGAAUCGGUAGUUUAUUCCGUAGUAUUGAAACCAACUUUGACAACACUUUAGACCCUCUGCCUGUCUGAAAUCUGCAAAAUUUACAACAUCGUGAACGCAACCUAUUACCAUUUUUAUAUUUUCCGUAAUAUUUAGCAAACUAGCGACUCCACCGGCAGCUUUCCGUAGAGCCGUGUCCAUUCGUGUAGUGUUUCCGAGCAUAUUAAGUCUUCUUCUAUUUGUACAAUUCAGACGAACUCGGAGUGGACUUAGCCGCAGCCCAUCUUUGUGCUUGUGCUUUCAUUGUAUGCUUUGUGUUUUGAUCUAAAUGCUACUUCGGACUGGAGCUGAGGGAGGCGACGGAGGUUCGUGUCCACCCUGUUGCAGACGGGGUGGGGGGGGGGCACUUUGUUCUAAUGUGUUUUGUGUUUGUCGCCUCAGCCUUGAAUAAAAUCUGUCCUUGAA
Messenger RNA from Boleophthalmus pectinirostris (great blue-spotted mudskipper), 6826 nucleotides. RefSeq names its product SMG7 nonsense mediated mRNA decay factor (gene smg7). The coding region runs from base 114 to 3224 and encodes 1036 amino acids. Gene Ontology annotation, molecular function: telomerase RNA binding; telomeric repeat DNA binding; protein binding. Gene Ontology annotation, biological process: nuclear-transcribed mRNA catabolic process, nonsense-mediated decay. Gene Ontology annotation, cellular component: telomerase holoenzyme complex. The transcript has 21 exons. NCBI's taxonomy places the organism in Eukaryota, Metazoa, Chordata, Actinopteri, Gobiiformes, Gobiidae. The record is from RefSeq and is a predicted model, not a curated record.